Cornus florida is the source of this 743-nucleotide messenger RNA. Its product is annotated as heavy metal-associated isoprenylated plant protein 16-like. The transcript has 3 exons. Bases 96 to 467 code for a protein of 123 amino acids. NCBI's taxonomy places the organism in Eukaryota, Viridiplantae, Streptophyta, Magnoliopsida, Cornales, Cornaceae. The record is from RefSeq and is a predicted model, not a curated record.
UUCAAGUACCGCUCCACCGUUCUCAAACUCCAUCUAUUCUGUCGUUUUUUUUGUUUGUUCAUCAUAUUUACCAAACAGGAGGCCGGAGGAUCAAAAUGAAGCAAAAGCUAGUCAUCAAGGUGUGCUUGAAUGGAAAGAAGUCUCGUUCCAAAGCCAUGAAGAUAGUAGUUGGUAUUUCAGGAGUGGAGUCAGCAGCUUUACAGGGUGCGGACAAGAACCAGAUAGAGGUAACCGGGGAUGGGGUGGACGCGGUUGUGCUGACGACGGCGCUGAGAAAGAACGUGGGCUAUGCGGAGCUGGUAAGCGUCACUGCAGUUGGUGAGAAGAAGCCGGAACCGAGGAAAAUCGAGGCCAAUGUUGUGCAGCCUCCCCUGAUUCGGACUCCUUGUUACCAAUACCCGCCUUGCCGAAUGAUUUAUGAAUAUUGGGAAUACCCCGACCAAGACCCCAUUUGCUCUAUUAUGUGAUUGUAAUGAAGAGGAAUUUGUGUUGCUUUUUAGAGGAAUUUGUGUUGCUUGCAGGAGAGGAGGGAAUAAUACCAGCUGAUGCUGCUUAUUUGGGAGGCAAUCUAAUUAUAUAUACAUGUACACUUUUUUUCGGCAGAACAUAAUAAAUAACAAACUUAGUCCAUGUAUUGGAUUGGCAGUUUCGAACCCUGCAGAGCUGUCCUUGUUUGUUUUGUGUACUACUAUUAAUUACGUCAACGGUCUAUUAAUCUUGUAUUAACUUUUUCAAAUUGGUAA